Messenger RNA from Triticum dicoccoides, 5493 nucleotides. RefSeq names its product disease resistance protein PIK6-NP-like. The record is from RefSeq and is a predicted model, not a curated record. Gene Ontology annotation, molecular function: ADP binding. Lineage: Eukaryota; Viridiplantae; Streptophyta; Magnoliopsida; Poales; Poaceae. Gene Ontology annotation, biological process: defense response to other organism. Bases 41 to 2902 code for a protein of 953 amino acids. The transcript is spliced from 11 exons.
GUCAAACAAACAACAAACAAUUGAUACGAGCAAGGGAGCCAUGGAUCUGGCAACGGGCGCCAUGGGCUCCCUGCUCCCCAAGCUGGUCGAGCUCCUCAAGGAUGAGUACAAGCUUAAGGAGAGCGUCAAGGAAGGCGUCAAGUCUCUUGAGAAAGAGAUGAAGAGCAUGCAAGCUGCCCUCCGCAAGGUGGCCGAGGUGCCGCAUGACCAGCUCGAGGAGCAGGUCAAGCUAUGGGCGGGCGAGGUGAGGGAGCUGUCCUUUGACAUGGAGGAUACCGUCGAUAAAUUCCUUGUGCGUGUUGAUGAGGAAUCUGAGUCUUCAACCAAGUCGAAUAAGCUCAAACAACUGAUGAAGAAGAUGGCCGGCCUGUUCACCAAGGGGAAGGCUCGCCAUGAGAUUGCGGAUGCGAUCAAGGACAUCAAUAAGCAAGUCCAAGAGGUCGCUGAUAGGCGUGCAAGGUACAAUGUCGACAAUAUUGUCGCUCGGCCUGAAGUCGUGACACUUGAUCCCCGCCUUCGAGCUCUGUACAUGGAAGUGACGGACCUUGUUGGCAUUUCUGGAAAAAGGGACCAAGAGCUGAUGAAUUUGUUGUCCGGGGGAGACGACAUGUCCAAGACAACGUUGAAAAUUGUCUCCGUUGUUGGAUUUGGAGGAUUGGGCAAGACCACUCUUGUCAAAACGGUUUAUGACAAGAUCAAAGAAGAUUUCCAUUGCAGGGCUUUUGUUUCUGUCGGUAGGAAUGGCACCGCAAAAAAGGUUUUAGUGGACAUCCUUCUUGCUCUUAAAAUCUAUGAAAGUCAUUUCACCAUAUUUAAUGAAACACAACUCAUUGAUGAGGUCCGGGAACGUCUCAAAAACAAGAGGUACCUCAUUGUAAUUGAUGAUAUAUGGGAUGAAAAAUUGUGGACAGUUAUCAAUUGGGCAUUCUCUAAGGGUAACAAUUUUGGUAGUCGGCUAAUCACAACUACUCGUAUAGUCAGUGUAUCUAAAUUAUGUUGCUCGUCUGCUAAUGAUGAAGUUUAUCAAAUGGAACCUCUUAGUGAUGAUGAUUCCAAAAUGCUCUUCCAUAAACGGAUAUUUUCUCAAGAGAGUGGAUGUCCUCGUGAAUUUGAAGAAGUGUCUAGAGAUAUAUUGAAGAAAUGUGGUGGUGUGCCAUUAGCCAUCAUUACGAUAGCUAGUAUUUUGGCUAGUGACAAGAAAAUAAAUUCACUGGAUGAGUGGAAGGUUUUGCUAGAGUCUAUUGGUCGUGGACUUACCAAAGACCACAGUGUAGAGGAGAUGUUGAGAAUACUAUCAUUUAGCUAUUAUGACCUACCUUCCCAUCUGAGAACAUGCUUACUAUAUCUAAGCAUGUUUCCGGAAGAUCAUAAGAUCAUGAAAGCUCAGUUGAUAUGGAUGUGGAUUGCCGAAAGGUUUAUCCAAUGUGAAGAUGCACAAAGUAGUCUAUAUGAGAUCGGACAAAAUUACUUCAAUGAGCUUGUGAAUAGAAGUCUGAUACAGCCGGUAUACAGUAGUGAUGAUGGCCUUGCAAAUGCUUGCCGUGUACAUGAUAGUGUGCUUGAUCUAAUUUGUUCCUUGUCAGUGGAAGAGAAAUUUGUUACUAUAGUGAAUGGUAGUUGUGAUACCAUGUCUUGUCAGGGCAUCAUCCGUAGGUUGUCCAUCCAAAAUGUUAGAAAAGAAGAAGAUCAAACCAGGCCUCUUAGACCUGAGAGUAUAGCACAAGUGAGGUCUAUUGCUACAUUUGCAUCACCUGCGAUAGAUCUACUGCCGUCUUUGUCUAACUUUGCUGUUUUGCGUGUAUUACAUUUGGAUGGAUAUAUUGGUUCUCUAGGGUACCAUCUUAACCCUGGAGAAUUAGGGAGUUUACUUCACUUGAGGUACCUACAUCUAUGUGGAACAGGAUUUGACAAGUUGUUGGAAGAGAUUGGAAAGUUGCAGUUUUUGCAGGUGUUGGAUUUGCCUGAACAUACAAGGCUGCCAUCGACUGUGAUUAAGCUCACAAGGUUGAUGUACCUACGUAUUGGUAGGGGAUCAUGGAACUAUGAUCCUCCAGAUGGGAUUGGAAACCUGACAUCACUGGAAGUGCUGGGCAGGAUCAGUGUUUCCUCGGUAAGCAUUGUAAAAGAGCUAGGCAACAUGGUCAAACUGAGGGAACUUAAAAUUUCGUUUGAUGAUUUGUGGCUGGACUUGGAGGAAGCUUUUGUGGAGUCACUAGGGAAAAUGCCAAAGAUCCAGCGGGUAGAAAUUGUUGCCGGCGAUGAAGAUUCUUCAACUCCUUCAAUGAAUCUUUUGGGGGAACGUUGGGUGCCCCCGGGAUGUCUGCAGGAGUUUGCCAUGUUUGACGAUGCACUAUUCGAUACGCUUCCAACAUGGAUAAGGAGGAAUCCCUCGCAUCUGUCGCGGCUCUUCAAGUUAGACAUCAGUCUCUAUGAAGUGCGACAGGAGGAUCUGGACAACCUUGGAAGGUUACCUGCUCUGGGUGUUCUCGAGUUAAGCUGCUCCUACGCACGAAAACGCAUGCUGCACAUUGGUGGCGAUGGUUUCCGUUGUUUAACAUCAUUCUACUUAUAUUUUGGUGUGGAUGGAAAUAUCGUGUUCCAGCCAGGAGCUAUGCCCAAGGCUGAACAUGUUGAUGUCACUGCACAUUGGGCGGUUGUAAAAGAGGAAGCAUCCGGCAACAACGGUGCUGAUUGGUUUGACCCAGGCAUAGGCAUGGGGAACCUGCCGUCCCUUCGGAAGGUUAAAGUCAGAGUCGACUCUCAUAAAAUGACGGUCGGGGAGGCCAAGCAAGCCAAGGCAGCGCUGGAGAACGCACUUCGUGCCCAUCCUAACCGUCCCCUGUUUUGCGUCGAGUUCAGGUGGUCCAUAAAAGAAGGCGCUCAUGAUGACGACCUCUGCUAGUGUGGUCGCAGCGAAGAACGUUCGUGCAGGCCGUCAAUGUCUACUGGAGACGCGCUUUUGCAAACUAUAUGCGUAGCGCAUGCUGCAAUAUUGAUCAACGCUCGUUACUCACUGAGCUUAUUUCUUGGCUUCACAAAAAAAAUGGAAAAAUUGUAUGAAAAAAAACAAACAAAAUAUUCAUUGAGUACUAGUUGAUCUUAUUUCCUGGCUUAAGCAAAAAACAUUAUGAGGGGGAGGGAUUAUAUGAAAAAAUACAAAAAAUAAUUGGUCUUUGGUGGUUUUUGUGUUAUUUUUUUAUCGCUCUACUUUCUCCAUCAAAAAAAUGAGCAAAUAUAUUUAGUUAUUACCAUGCUCUUUUAGUUUCCUUGAUUUUUAUUGAUUAUUUCUCAAAGUAUCUUUUGUCCAUUCUUUUUUUUUUGCUAAAGAUGUUUUGUGCAUUCUAAGUAAAGAAACAUGUUUGCUUUGUAGAGUCUAGAGGCAUGUUAUCUUGAGGAAAAAUCCCAAAAAUAUGUAUGUGUUGGGUUUUAUGGCAUUGUUUCUUUUCUUUUGGCCGGUGGGUGGAUUUAUUAUGGGAUGUGGGGGUGGGGAACUCCGCCUAUGAAAUUAAUUUUAGGCAUACGCUUAAUAUUAUUCAUAGCCGGUCCCAAGCUCGGAAAAAGGAGGAGGGUCCAACCCAAUAUAAUUUCUAUUUAUCCCUCAAAAAAAUCAUGGUUUUUUAGUAUUGUCGGGUUUUUUUCAUAUCCUAUUGUUCAUUUCUGUUUUGAAGGGUUUGUCAUUAGAAAAACACAUCUCUAUCACAAUGUUUCAAGGGACCAAAUUUGUUAUGUUUUCAUUGUUAAUGUGUGAUUUUUUUUUUUGGUUUUUAUAAAGCUUAGUAAUCAAAACUAAGUAACAACUGUCCAUAUCGAAUGUGUGAUUUGCAGGAUCAGGAAUGGAUUUCUUUUUUGAAGCAUUUGCGGGAUUACUUGUACUUUAUUACAAGGUCUACAGUCAAAGUUUGAAUUAUCCUCCCUGGCACGUUCUCAAUUGCUGUUCUGUUUAUGUUUGUAUAAACAGACAAACGAUUCCAGUUUAACACCAAAUAAGUGUGACGUUCAGUUGAAUUUGUUACACACAUAUUCAUAUUACUUAUUUUGAAGAUUAUAGUAAGGAGCCUAGAUUCUAGUCUCGCCCCUGGCCCUCGAAAUCUCAGGACCGGCCAUGUGGACACCGACACCGACGGCUCCAUACUCUGCCCGUCGUCGUUCAACUCCGUGGUCGGGAUCAGGCCGACCCUCGGGCUCACCAGCCGCACCGGCGUCGUGCCGCCAUCACCCCGUUGCAGGACACCGUCGGGCUGAUUUGCCGGGCGGUGUCGGACGUGGUGCAUGUGCUGGACGCCAUUGGCGGCUACGACGAGCUGGACGCUGCGGCCACCGCAGCAGCAUCCAAGUUCAUCCCUCCCGGCGGGUACGGGCAGUUCCUAAAGAAGGACGGGCUGAGAGGCAAGAGGACCGGUGUCCCCCGGGAUUCUUCCAAUCAUACGCAGGCACGCAACCACCGUGGGUGUACGAGCAGCACUUCACAACCAUGAACUCCACUCCACUACAGCAGGAGCCCGGUCCCUGCUGCUUCUUGUCCCCGACUCUGAACAGAGAAUGGCCUAUGCACAAUGAGCAGGAUAUGGUACUACUCCACCAUGAAGUCGAGGUGGAGUACCCCGACGAGCAACCCACCGAGAAGCACCAAGCGACGAAGCUGGAGUUCUGAAAGAUUGAGAACAGCAGGUCGACCAGCGCCAUGGCCCUCACUGUCGGGGUACUGGCAGCGAUAGGAGCCCUGCUCUUGCUCCAGAACAAGGUUCAGAGGAAAGGGGUGAUCCGGCCUCUGGAACCAGAGAUCUACAUCCCAGGUAACCAGGUCCACCCGCCAUCGACUGUUGAAGCAACCACGAACGUAAAGAAAAACCGACGGCUGACCAGACGCCAGCAGCCAAAAAAUACACUGUCGCUACACCAGUAACUGGAUCGUGCGGUCAAAAACAUCAGGCGCGCUCGAUGCCUCUGGUUAUGCGGGUUGUCUAGCUAGGUUUAUAUGUUCAAUUUUGUUGAAGGAAACACGGGGUGUGGUGGUCGACAACCUGCAUGUCACCAAUCCGACGGCUCUGUUGGAUGAUAUCAGCUCCAACGAGGGGAUUUCAAUGCAGGCAGAGUUCAAGCUGAGCAUAAACGCCUACUUGGCAGACUUGGUCUGCUCCCCGGCCCAUUCGCUAGCAGACAUCAUAGUUUUCAACAACCAGCAUCCUGAGCAGGAGCGGAUGAAAGAUUUUGGGCAGGACGGCCUUAUCGCAGCCCAAAAUACAAAGGACAUUGACCCCGUGGAAAGAGAGGCAAUACAACGGCUAAAGGAACUAUCAGCUAAUGGGCUGGAGAAGCUGAUGAAGGAGCACCAACUAAAUGCGACAGGAGGAUCUAGACAACCUUGGGAGGUUACCUGCUCUGGGUGUUCUCGAGUUAAGCUGCUCCUACGCACGAAAACGCAUGCUGCACAUUGGUGGCUAUGUGCAGUGCAGUUGACACUAUUCCGAAAGGCUUGAAGCAAAUUAACAAGCA